AUGCGGGUCGGGGUCGGGCUGACACUGCUGCUCUGUGCGGCGCUGCUGGGCUUGGUUUCGGCGUCCUCGGAAGAAGAAGGCAGCCAGGAUGACUCUUUAGAUUCCAAGACUGCUUUGCCAUCAGAGGAGUCAGUGAAGGACCACACCACAGCAGGCAGAGUGGUCGCUGGUCAGAUAUUUCUCGAUUCAGAAGAAUCAGAGUUGGAAACCCCUGUUCAAGAAGAGGAGGACAGCCUCAAGGGACAAGAGGAAGAAAGAACCACAGAAGAAAUCAGCUUUCUGGAAUCUUCAAAUCCAGAAAGCACGGACUAUGAAGAGCAAAAGAAAGUACAGAAAGCAGUUUUGACAGCCAUUGAAGGCACAGCACAUGGCGAGCCCUGCCACUUCCCUUUUCUCUUUCUGGAUAAAGAAUAUGAUGAAUGUACAUCAGAUGGAAGGGAAGACGGCAGACUGUGGUGCGCUACCACUUAUGAUUACAAGACAGAUGAAAAGUGGGGCUUUUGUGAAACUGAAGAGGAGGCUGCUAAAAGACGCCAGAUGCAGGAAGCAGAAAUGAUGUACCAGACUGGGAUGAAAAUCCUCAAUGGAAGCAAUAGGAAAAGUCAAAAAAGAGAAGCUUAUCGGUAUCUGCAGAAGGCAGCCAGCAUGAACCAUACCAAGGCCCUGGAAAGAGUGUCCUAUUCUCUGUUGUUUGGAGAUUACUUGACACAGAAUAUCCAGGCGGCUAAAGAGAUGUUUGAGAAACUGACUGAGGAGGGAUCUCCCAAGGGCCAGACCGCUCUUGGUUUUCUGUAUGCCUCUGGGCUCGGUGUUAAUUCAAGUCAGGCAAAGGCCCUUGUGUAUUACACUUUUGGAGCUCUUGGGGGCAACCUGAUAGCCCACAUGGUUUUGGGUUACCGAUACUGGGCUGGGAUUGGAGUCCUCCAAAGUUGUGAAUCUGCUCUGACCCAUUACCGCCUUGUGGCCAAUCAUGUUGCUAGUGAUAUCUCACUGACAGGAGGCUCAGUAGUACAGAGAAUACGGCUGCCUGAUGAGGUGGAGAAUCCCGGCAUGAACAGUGGAAUGCUGGAGGAAGAUCUGAUUCAGUAUUACCAGUUUCUGGCUGAGAAAGGGGACGUACAAGCACAGGUGGGUCUGGGACAACUGCAUCUCCAUGGAGGACGUGGAGUAGAGCAAAACCAUCAGAGAGCAUUUGACUACUUCAAUUUAGCUGCAAAUGCUGGCAAUUCACACGCCAUGGCUUUCUUGGGAAAGAUGUAUUCAGAAGGAAGUGACAUUGUACCUCAGAGUAACGAGACGGCUCUUCACUACUUUAAGAAAGCUGCAGACAUGGGAAACCCAGUUGGACAGAGUGGGCUUGGAAUGGCUUAUCUCUAUGGAAGAGGAGUGCAGAUUAACUAUGAUCUGGCCCUGAAGUAUUUCCAGAAGGCAGCUGAGCAAGGCUGGGUGGAUGGGCAGCUUCAGCUUGGCUCCAUGUACUACAAUGGCAUCGGAGUCAAGAGAGAUUAUAAACAGGCCCUGAAGUAUUUUAAUUUAGCCUCUCAGGGAGGCCAUAUCUUGGCCUUCUAUAACCUCGCCCAGAUGCACGCCAGCGGCACAGGGGUCAUGCGAUCGUGCCACACGGCGGUGGAGUUGUUCAAGAACGUAUGUGAACGAGGUCGUUGGUCUGAGAGGCUCAUGGCUGCCUAUAACAGCUAUAAAGAUGGAGACUACAACGCUGCGGUGAUCCAGUACCUCCUGCUGGCGGAGCAGGGCUACGAGGUGGCCCAGAGCAACGCGGCCUUCAUUCUCGAUCAGAGAGAGGCAACCAUUGUAGGCGAAAAUGAAACUUAUCCCAGAGCUUUGCUCCAUUGGAACAGAGCUGCCUCUCAAGGCUAUACUGUGGCGAGGAUUAAGCUUGGAGACUACCAUUUCUAUGGAUUUGGCACUGAUGUGGAUUACGAGACCGCGUUUAUUCAUUAUCGUCUGGCAUCUGAGCAACAGCACAGUGCACAAGCUAUGUUUAAUCUGGGAUAUAUGCAUGAGAAAGGACUAGGCAUUAAACAGGAUAUUCACCUCGCCAAACGUUUUUAUGACAUGGCAGCCGAAGCAAGCCCAGAUGCCCAAGUACCUGUCUUCCUAGCACUCUGCAAGCUGGGCGUGGUCUAUUUCUUGCAGUACAUAAAGGAAACAAAUAUCCGAGAUAUGUUCACCCAGCUUGACAUGGACCAGCUGUUGGGACCCGAGUGGGACCUUUACCUCAUGACCAUCAUCGCGCUGCUCUUGGGAACAGUUAUAGCCUACAGGCAGAGGCAGCACCAGGACAUGCCAGUACCCCGGCCCCCGGGGCCCCGGGCCGCUCCACCUCAGCAGGAGGGGCCGCAAGAUCGGCAGCCACCACAGCAAUAGCAGCCACCAUGUCCAGCCUUGAACAGUGACAGCCAAGGAUGUUGUGUGCUGAGAACACUUGCAUUCGAUUUAGGACUUUGG
Molecule: messenger RNA, 2469 nt
Organism: Elephantulus edwardii (Cape elephant shrew)
Lineage: Eukaryota; Metazoa; Chordata; Mammalia; Macroscelidea; Macroscelididae
Gene: SEL1L
Product: sel-1 suppressor of lin-12-like (C. elegans)
Exons: 21
Coding region: 1-2388 (795 amino acids)
Biological process (GO): ERAD pathway
Cellular component (GO): endoplasmic reticulum membrane
Molecular function (GO): protein binding
Source: RefSeq, a predicted model, not a curated record